CUCCAUGAUGGGAUAUUAUCAUGACUCCAAUAUAAUAAAAAGCUGUGUAUGUGCCGAUUUCAGUUUUAGCAGAUCGGUUUUGUGAAGACUCCACAGCUUCCUAUGGGACUAAAAGUAGAGAAAGGAACUUCAGAACAAGUUUUCUUCACAUGAUUUUCACUGUCUGAUUUCUUCCAUACUGGCACAUUAUCUGAAUGUUGGCUCCAUAGUGAUUGCGUUGGCUGAGGAUGUACAUGUGGGGAGACAGCAGAACAGAGCCAGCUCUGGUGGGACGUGGCUCACAGACUGCUGCCUGGUACCAUGUCAUGUUCUAGAGGAAGGAGAGCAGGCACAGCCCUCUGUCCGGAAGCUACUGCUGCACACCUAAAAAUCAUAUACUAGAAGAGGACCUGAAUGACAUCUUUUCUGGAAGUGUUAGUGAAGGUCUGGCUUUCACUGUGGUCAGGAUCUCACACCACAUCUUACCAAGUACUCACCGUAUCAAAGGAUAAUAUACUAAGACAAUGGAGAAGCCUCCCUUGGAAUUUAACCUGCCUGAUACUCAUGAAGAAGGAAAACUUUAUGUAGUUGAUUCCCUAAACAACCUAAACAAGCUAAAUGUUUGCCCAGCUGAAUCCCAGCAUUCACUAGAUCAGGAAGAGAACACUGGUGGUACUGGAGAAAGCAUGGGAGGGAGCAACACAAGAAACCAGUGUUUGUUCUUCGGCAUCUUUAUUCUUAUUUUGGUCAUCAGUUUGGUACUUGUUUCAUUUGUAAUAUUCUUAAUAUUUCAAACUAGAAAUGAGGUGGACCAAAUAUCAAGCAGACUACUAUCUGAAAAGAAGAACAUAGAGGAGCUGAAGAAACUUAACAAUAUUAUAUUAAAGCAUCUGAAUCAAUCCAGAAUUAAGGAAAAACCUUCUGAUCUUCAUGCUUACCACUUUACCCAUGCUGAGCUCAAAGUCGCUGGAGAAUAAAUCUUCUUUGGAAAGGAAUUCAGCAAAUUCAUAACUCAGAUAUUUUCACAUAUGGCACACAGGUUGCUGAAGCAUGGUUGCUGAAACAUUUCUGGAAAAGAUAGCUGAAUGAAAAAUAUUAGAAAAUAGUAUUUUAUCCUGUUUUACGUGGACAUAGAUUUGUAAUACUAAGCCCAUAUGAUUCUCAAUAAACAAUGGAUUGUCAGUUUGGGGCAAGAUUUCCAGAUUCCCCCUACAUUGUAAACCACAGAGGUCAGGACCUAGUUUCAUUUUAAAUGUAAGUGAAUGAUCACAGAAAAUCACGAGUUCUGUUCACAUGAUUCCAGCAUGACCUUGUUCACUUAAGCAUUCUUCUGUUACCUUUGUACAAGCUUUCUGUUUGUUUCUAUUACUAUUU
Molecule: messenger RNA, 1353 nt
Organism: Pseudopodoces humilis (Tibetan ground-tit)
Lineage: Eukaryota; Metazoa; Chordata; Aves; Passeriformes; Paridae
Source: RefSeq, a predicted model, not a curated record